CUCAGGAACCGGGCACAUAGGUGCCUCUAAAAUUUGCAAGUUCUUUCAUUUCUGUAAAUUGGAACAUGGAUUUCAAAGUAGGUUUACUGCUGUUAGUCAGCGCAUACAUCUGCAGCACGCAGGCGUUGCCUCCCUGCACUUGCUCCAAGAACUACAUUCCCGUGUGUGGUUCCGACGGCAACACUUACUUUAGCCUUUGCCAUCUUGAGUGUGCUCAAUACACUUCGAAGAGAAUUAUCACAGUCGUCAAGCAAGGCCCUUGCGAUGAUUUUGUGCCCCCAAUCCCAGACUGCGUCUGCCAUAUGAGUUACCUCCCCGUGUGCGGUACUGAUGGCGAGACAUAUGGUAACAAGUGCGCCUUGGACUGUGAGAAGAAACGCAAUCCUGGUCUGAAGUUGAAACAUCACGGUCCGUGCGCCCGUUAAUUUUUAGAGCAGCAUCCAAUGCCAUAUUUCAUGUUGCAUUUAACUUGAUUUUAAAUGAUUAAAUGUUU
This is a messenger RNA of Helicoverpa zea (corn earworm), 493 nucleotides long. Its product is annotated as thrombin inhibitor rhodniin-like. The record is from RefSeq and is a predicted model, not a curated record. Gene Ontology annotation, molecular function: serine-type endopeptidase inhibitor activity; protein binding. Bases 66 to 425 code for a protein of 119 amino acids. Lineage: Eukaryota; Metazoa; Arthropoda; Insecta; Lepidoptera; Noctuidae. The transcript is spliced from 2 exons.